Molecule: messenger RNA, 1203 nt
Organism: Sporisorium graminicola
Lineage: Eukaryota; Fungi; Basidiomycota; Ustilaginomycetes; Ustilaginales; Ustilaginaceae
Exons: 1
Coding region: 1-1203 (400 amino acids)
Molecular function (GO): chloride channel activity
Source: RefSeq, a predicted model, not a curated record
AUGACCCGACCACUCCUCACGCAUCUGCGCGCUACCGCACGCGACGCAAUCCACCCGACCGCCCUCGCACUCCUCUGGCUCGCCCUUCUCAUCCUCUUCAGGAAGGUCUGUAUGGCCCAGAUACCAACAUGGCCAGCACGCGCGCGCUCCUCGCUCGACGCAUCCUACCUCACCGGCGAAGCUACAGAGGAACGAUACAACGUGGACAGGCUGUGGAUGCAUCUCGAAUGGGCGUCGUAUCGCAUUAUUGCGUCGCUCUCGCCCGUCACGGGUCUGCUGCUCGCCUUCCGUUCCAACAGUGCCAUCGAGCGUUGGAGCACGGCAAGGCGGAAAUGGUCGGAUGUACAAGCAACUUCGAGAUCGCUCUUGCGGUUGCUGAGUGCGUCACUGCUACCGCAUAGCACGACGGAAACAGUCCCAGACGCGGCCUCCGUGAGAGACUUUGCUGAGAAGCAGGAGAAGAGGCGGAAUGCGGAGGCAACGUUGGCUACAAUUCCAUUUUUCAGCAUCAGCCUGAUGUGCGAGAUGCGCGGCCUAGUAUUGCACCUCUCGCCAGGGAGAGAACAGAGUCUUUUGCGCACCGACUUGGUCGAGAUGCUUCCGCCUGCUCUCAUCGCCCUCGCCAAGCGACACCAUGGCGAGGACCCGACGCAAGCAAACGGGUGUGAUACAGCGAGCAAUCAGGAGAAACGCAAACAACUGAAAAACCUCAACUCGCCCCACGUCAUCAAGGAUUCCACACACAGCACCCACACGAGCACCAACUCAAAUUUGGCAUUGAUAUCGCUCGUGCUGCUACAACAGUCGCUCGACACGUUGCACUCGAGGUCGCAACUCACGAGUCCCGUCUAUGCCCACUCGAUUGGCCUGCUCAAUAGCCUUUCCACGCACAUGACCGAGUUGGAGCGUGUCCGCGAUACCCCCAUUCCACUUUCCGUAUCGACGCACUUUUCGAGGCUGUUGAUGAUCCACUCGUGUUUGCUGCCCGUCGUGGUGGUGCAGAAGCUGAAAGGCGAGCGCUGGUGGUUGUGUGCGCUCGUGGUGGGGGUGGUAACCAGCAUGUUGUACGGGGUAGAUAGCUUUGCGGCUAAGCUGGGUCAGCCGAUGGGCUUAGAUAGGGAAGAUCUCCCGUUGGAAAAGUACGUUGCUGACGCGCAGAAUGAGUGGCAGGAGGUGAUGAGUGCCAUUCUGUCGAUACCCUAG